AUGAAUAGAUUCUUACAAUUAGUAAGAGUAAAGUAUCCAAUUAUUCAAGCACCAAUGUUGGGUGUAACAACACCCGAGAUGGUAGCUGCAGCUGUCAAGUCUGGGUCAUUGGGUUCAUUGCCUUUAGGUGGUGUAUCACCAACAGAUUCAUUAAAGUUGAUUCAACAAACAAAGCAAUUGAUUAAUCAAAAUAAUAAUAAUAAUGAACAUCAACAACCUCAACCAUUCGCAGUCAAUCUAUUCACCUAUACACCUUCAAAAUAUGAAUCAAUUGAUCCCCAUAGAAUCGAUCAAAUGAAGAAUCAUAUUAUUACAAAUACUAUAAAGAUUGAAAAGAAGGAAAUUAAAACAACAGAACAACUAAUCAAUAAUAAUACAAAAUAUUAUGUUGGAGAAGAUCUUGUUGAUGUUAUUAUAGAUCAAGGUAUCAAGAUUGUUAGUUUUACAUUUGGUGUAUUAUCUCUACAAUCGAUCAAGAGACUUCGGGAUGAUGGAUGUGUAUUGAUUGGUACUGCCACUUCGGUUCAAGAAGCACUCUAUUUGGAGAGAUAUGGAGGUGUAGAUAUCAUUUGUGCGCAGGGGUAUGAGGCUGGAGGACAUCGUGGUUCAUUUCUAUCAGUUUCUAAUCCAAACAAUAUUAUUCAAGGUGGAGACUUUGAAUACAAGGAUUUACCAAAGGUUGGAUUAAUGUCACUCCUUGCACAAAUAGUAGAUAAUGUGUCACCUGAUAUUCCAGUGAUUGCCGCUGGUGGUUUGGUUGAUGGUCGGUCAUGUUCUGCUGCAUUUACCUUGGGUGCGUCGGCUGUUCAACUAGGUACAGUAUUAUUAACAUCCAAAGAAUCGAGUGCACAAUACAAAUCGAGUAUCAUCAAGUGUCACCACAAAGAGACUACUACCUCGUUGACAAGAUCAUUUUCGGGAAGAUAUGCACGUGGCAUUCCAAAUAGAUUUAUGGAGGAAAUGGAUAAACCAUCGUCCCCCUCUCCUCUUCCCUACCCAUUCCAACUUAAACUAGUGUCAUCUAUCCGAUCACUUGCCGCCGACAAGACAACCGACAAUACCGAUUAUAUUUCACAAUGGGCUGGUCAAAACAUGUCUAAAUGUGGAACGAAUAAUAAUCAUUCAACCUAUGAUAUAUUAACAAAUAUCAUUACCGAUUUAAAUCUAAAUAAUAAUAAUAAUAAUAAUUCCAAACAAACAACAACAAAAGAUUCGAAUAACCUUGUAUAUUAA
Messenger RNA from Cavenderia fasciculata, 1233 nucleotides. RefSeq lists its product as uncharacterized. The record is from RefSeq and is a predicted model, not a curated record. The transcript has a single exon. Gene Ontology annotation, molecular function: nitronate monooxygenase activity. NCBI's taxonomy places the organism in Eukaryota, Evosea, Eumycetozoa, Acytosteliales, Cavenderiaceae. The coding region runs from base 1 to 1233 and encodes 410 amino acids.